Molecule: messenger RNA, 555 nt
Organism: Phaeodactylum tricornutum CCAP 1055/1
Lineage: Eukaryota; Bacillariophyta; Bacillariophyceae; Surirellales; Neidiaceae
Exons: 1
Coding region: 1-555 (184 amino acids)
Source: RefSeq, a predicted model, not a curated record
AUGCCUGAGAGCGACGAAAGAAAAGAAGACGAAGAUGUGACCGUCGUCAACGACGAUUCGUUUUUGGCGAUUGGAGGAAGAAAAGGCCACGUUAUGGAGAUCAUUCACGGGAACGUGUUGCAGCUGUUUCGAUCGUUUCGAUGGAAGGCCAUUCCCCGAUGCACGGGUCGCUAUACGUGUCGUGACCACGAGCAGGUCUCCCACUUGACGCCACUGCAAAUGCUACAACACAUUCAGAGUGCAUCUUCUGCGGAUGGGAGUCCCGCGAAGCUACGGUUUGACGCUACGGAAUGGAAGAGUUGGAUGUUGAAAUUGCCUGGGAAAACAGACGAGCUGUGGGUUGUACCUCUGGACAGCGCGAACCAGACUGGGAUUAUAACGUACGUCAAAACGAAGGAAGUUCAAGAUCACGUCCCUGAACGGAUUGCGACUGAUCCAGCUGAUACGCUGAAUUCUAAAUGCUACGUGCACACGCUCAACACCGUGUCUGGGUUUCGACGCAAGUUGGCAGCACUCGGCCUACGUGUAAACGAGUUAAGCAUCGAAAUGGCCUAG